CGUCAUCAAAACGCGCCGCGUGUUGCUUCGAAACGUCGCUCCACUCGUUGGAUUUCCCUAAAACAGGAUGCCUCUUCCACCAGCAUUGCUGGCCCGCCUGUCCAAGAGAGGGAUUGUUAAAGCAUCAGAGAAAGAGGCAGAUGAAGAGAUUAUUGCUGAAGAUUAUGACGACAACAAUGUAGAUUACGAAGCCACCAGAAUAGAGAAUCUACCGCCAAACUGGUACAAAGUGUUUGACCCUGCUUGUGGUCUUCCUUAUUACUGGAAUGUGGAGACAGAAAUGGUGGCCUGGCUGUCCCCAAAUGACCCAACCGCAGUGAUAACAAAAGCUGCCAAGAAAAUAAGAGUGGAUGCAGGAGAGGAAAGAGCUGAGAGGCAGUUUGAAAAGCCGGACAGAGAGCGAGAGCGGGACAGGGAGAGAGAGCGAGAAAGGGACCGGGAUCGUAUCAGAGACAGAGACAGGGACGAUGUGAGGGACAGAGAGAGCAGAGACAGAAGAAAGCCAAGGAGGGAAGACAUUGUACCAUACAACAAGAACAAAAGAGGUAGAAAGGAUGAUGAGAUGGACCCCAUGGAUCCAAGUGCUUAUUCUGAUGCUCCAAGGGGUUCGUGGUCAAGUGGUCUGCCCAAGCGCAACGAGGCAAAGACGGGUGCUGACACCACCGCAGCAGGGCCUCUGUUCCAGCAGCGGCCGUACCCCAGUCCAGGAGCUGUGCUCCGGGCUAAUGCAGCAAACCAGAUACCUAAGGAGUAAAGACUUCACUGCCACGGGGGAGACGCAGCUCGCCUGACACAGCAUUUGCUGAACGAUAUCCCGUAUUUGUUGUGAAACGUGUCAACGUGUCAGAAAAUGUGCUACUAGUGCAUUUACACUCUUGUCAAACAUGUAGAUCAGUUGUAAAUAUGUUUUUAUAUGAACUCGACUGACCCUCUUGUUGUUUUUAGGGCAGUAAGGGCUUUUCAUGGCAGACAUUUUGUAAGGUCGCGGUAGGAAAAGCACAGGUGAAAAUAAUAAAAUGAUGUAUGGCUGAGUUCCAGUUAGCGUCCUCAUUUUCAGGGUGCAUGUUGGCUUAAUGUCAUAGAUACCUGACUAGUAUGAGCCAUUGUUAAUGUUUUCAGCAUCACCUGCUAACACAUGUCAAAAAGGCCUGUUAUUAGUGUGCAUUAUGUAAUAAUAAAUUGAACCAAACUGAAAAUGACUCAUUGCAGCUUUUGACAAUGUUUUAUUAAAAAAAUUGCUGUGGAA
Messenger RNA from Solea senegalensis (Senegalese sole), 1246 nucleotides. RefSeq names its product polyglutamine binding protein 1 (gene pqbp1). The record is from RefSeq and is a predicted model, not a curated record. The transcript has 7 exons. Gene Ontology annotation, biological process: alternative mRNA splicing, via spliceosome. The coding region runs from base 68 to 754 and encodes 228 amino acids. Gene Ontology annotation, cellular component: cytoplasm; nuclear body. NCBI's taxonomy places the organism in Eukaryota, Metazoa, Chordata, Actinopteri, Pleuronectiformes, Soleidae. Gene Ontology annotation, molecular function: ribonucleoprotein complex binding; protein binding.